This is a messenger RNA of Suillus subalutaceus, 1383 nucleotides long. RefSeq lists its product as uncharacterized. The coding region runs from base 1 to 1383 and encodes 460 amino acids. The record is from RefSeq and is a predicted model, not a curated record. The transcript has 6 exons. Lineage: Eukaryota; Fungi; Basidiomycota; Agaricomycetes; Boletales; Suillaceae.
AUGUCUCACCUAUCAGCGCAGAUGUUGGGCGAUGAUUCAGACGAUGACUGGGAUGAGGGCAAUGUUGCCGAUCCGAUCUCUAUCAUCUCAGGGCCCAAUGCCUCCAAGGGAGAUCUCAUGGACGCACUCAAAGCAAUGCAACUUGAAAUUCAGCAACUGCGUGAUGACAAUCGCACCCUCAAGGAGAACAACAAGGUUCUCGUCGCUGAGAAGCCCAAACGGAAACAAUGUGUAGAUGCUCCAGAUGCACUUGUUGCUCAUGAGCAAACUAUUUCAUUGUAUGCUCGUGAAUAUGGCAUGAUGGUGGAAAUGUUUCCAGACAGUGAACUUCUCAUGAAGAAGUGCCUGGAUUUGUGUACACCAUUCAACAGCAUUGAUCGUUACAAGACCUCGGCGACUCAAGAAUCUGCCUUCCUGGACGAACUCUAUACUCAUUUCCCUGAACGUAUCCACGACGCAGUAAUGGGAAGUAUGUACUUCAAAGACCUCGUCAAUAAGUGUAUCACUGACGCUCGUUCUAAUGAGAUCAAAAAACUGUGUGGCGUCGCUGGAGAUAUAUUCAACCUUCCAGGGAAGUACUUUGCCAAUGUUAAUUAUGACCGAGCCGGCAUCGCCGACAUCCAGAAGAUGCUCGGAGUCUCUGGCAAGACUCAGGCUUACAAGAUAUUUCCACCUCUCUUGUUCCCAGGUCUGCAAGAAGAUGCAACCCUCAAGACUGUCUUCGGCAAUUGGACACUUGUUGCUAAGUGGAGCUUCCAACAAGUCACACCAGGGUCUAUUGCGUGGGCUGCAGUUAUCGCUAUAUUUCUGCUCUCACCAGACACCGAGUUUCCAGGUUCGGGAGUUGGAAAAUCGUCAACUCUCAACUAUAAGGACCUCUUCUUUCAGUACAAGAAGUUACUCAUUGCGAAGUGGGGCACGAAACGGAUCAAGACUAUUGUCACCAAUAUCAACAACCAUGUUUUCGGUGGUGCAAAAAGAUUAUCUGACGAAAUUAACCGUGCCAUGCUGGCACUUGACAUGGAGACUGAUAGCGAAGAAGACACUCCACCACUCUCGUUGACGCCCUCAGCAGUGCAGGUCUUAUCAGCGCCCUCAGCGCCCUCAGCACCACCAGUCUUAUCAGCGCCACCAAUCUUAUCAGCACCUGAAGGUCCAAAUCUUGACAUUCAGCCUACAAAUAUGGAAGAAUCAGCAUCUCGUGCUGCCGUUCAUGCUAACAAUCAAUUGAAUACAAAUGUUGAGGCAGCUGCACCCAAUGAUGGAGAGGAAACUGAUGUGGUGUCAGGCUUAAGGGGACGAGGGAGGGGCAAGACUAGGGGGAAGAAGGCCACAACUCAGGGUCCUACUCGUCGUGGACGUUCUGGUGUGAAAGUCGCAUAG